AUGGAAGAGCCAGAGUCAAAUUUAUUCCAGACUCGCAAAUCGUACAGAGUUGAACAAAUAGUGACAAAAUGGCUUCGUCGCUCAAGAGACCAUUCACAUCGGCGCAGAUCUUCAGGUGAUGACACUUCGUCUAGCAUCAGCUUUUCUAAUGUACCUGUGAGACUGAGAGUUGAGAUCAAUAAAGAUCUGCAGCUCAGCCAUCAUGGAUUUGACAUCUCAGACCACGCACCCCUCAUUGUCACAUCUGUAACGGCAGGGGGUCCUGCAGAUGGAAAACUGUUACCUGGAGAUCAGAUAGUGAAGAUCAAUGCCGGCCUUGUCGAGAGCAUCUCCUGUGAAGAAGCAGCUAAUAUUUUCAGGGACUCCGAGGACUCCAUUUUUCUCACUGUACUUAGAAACAGCUCAGGACCCAAAUCAUCUUUUCUUACUGCAGAGAAGAGAGCCAGACUGCGAAGUAACCCAGUGAAAGUCCGAUUUGCAGAGGAAGUACUUGUGAACGGGCAUACCCAGGGAAAUUCGCUACUUUUCCUGCCCAAUGUACUCAAGGUGUACCUGGAAAAUGGACAAACAAAAGCUUUCAAGUUUGAGAAUAAAACAACUGUCAAGGAUAUCAUCUUAACUCUGAAGGAAAAGCUGUCCAUUCAGUGCAUUGACCAUUUUGCCCUAGCACUAGAAGAGCAGUAUAAUAUAUCUAAGCUGUACCUUCUGCAUGAAGAUGAACUAAUUGAACAGGUGGUCCGAAAGAGAGAAUCACAUGAUUACCGCUGUUUGUUCCGAGUAUGCUUUGUCCCUAAAGAUCCCUUCAUUCUUCUUCAAGAGGAUCCAGUUGCAUUUGAGUAUCUGUACCUGCAGAGCUGCAGUGAUGUUCUGCAGGAGAGAUUUGCUACUGAAAUGAAAUGUGGUAUAGCUUUACGAUUGGCGGCUCUGCACAUUCAAGAACGGAUCUUCACUUGUGCUCAUCCACAAAAAAUCUCCUUCAAAUACAUUGAGAAAGACUGGGGAAUAGAAAAUUUUCUAUCACCUACUUUAUUGCGUAAUAUGAAGGGUAAAGAUAUUAAAAAGGCAAUUAGCUUUCACAUGAAGAGGAAUCAAAGUCUGUUGGAGCCGAGACAAAAGCACAUGGUAUCAGCUGCACAGGCUCGUCUGAGUUACCUGAAAAUACUAGGUGAUCUGAAAACAUAUGGUGGUAAAAUCUUUAAUGCAACCUUACUGUUGCAGGACAGAGAAUCAUAUAUAACACUGCUGGUUGGAGCCAAGUAUGGAGUCAGUCAGAUUAUAAACAACAAGCUUAACAUCACAGCCUCCUUGACAGAGUUUGCAAACAUCAGCAGAAUUGAGCUCACCCAGGAGUCUGAGAAAGUGAGCAUGGUCAAAAUCUACCUACAAGACAUUAAGUCUAUUACACUGUUACUGGAGUCUUAUAAUGCCAAAGAUCUUGCAUGUCUGAUUGCUGGAUACUACAAGCUGUUUGUUGAUGCAGGGGUUCCCAUAUUCAGAUGGCCUUACCUUAAGCAAAUGCAUCGUAUUUCAGCAGAAGAAGGCUAUGAGUCAAGAGCCUGCAGUGACUCUGAAGAGUCCUCAGAAAUCGAGACAUCUCUGGAGUUACUUUCUGACAUUCAUGUGCUCAGAAAUGGCAGAAUCAAGCCUUUGCAAGAAGAAGAAGAAAAAGAAGAAAAUGAAGAAGAGGUGGCUGACGAGACUGAAAAAGGCGGGGAAAAUAUUAAUUUGAGUGAAGAGAAAACUGAAGAUGACAAUACUGACAACAGCACAUCAGAGGUGUCUGACUAUGUGAAGACAGAAAGCAAAGGCUUUAAGCUAAGUUACUCCAGUGACUCCAUAGAUGCCUUGGAAGAAGACGAUCUUGAGGCCUGCUCCAUAAGUAGACCUGAAUUUCUUGAGCUCUACAUACCGGAACUAAAUGAAAUGGCAAGUGCAAACAAAGAUAUUUUCUCGACUACAGCUAGCGUAGUGCCUGCCACAGAAAACUGUGACAGUGGCCGCAGCUCAUUUUCCAGCCAUCUGCAGUGUCCUGAUAAAAUGGAUUCCACGCCUGAACAGUGUAAUGGAGACCCUGCAGAUCACGGUGAAGGAAAUGAUUUAUCUGACUUCACACUAGACUGCAGACUAUACGACAGUAAUACGAUGGAAUAUUACAGCCUGUGUGCAAACGUGACUCCUGAUAGCAGUGUGGAAAGAAACAUCCUUAGUAGCUCCGGAAGCUACUGUUCCCUGAGAAGUUUGCCUUCAGUAGUAGAACAAACAGAAAAAGGCACCAACACAAGUCAACAGGAAGCAGGUGGUCCCAUUUUGCAUCCUCCACCAGGGUUUGGUGACAGCAGUUCUGAGGAUGAAUUUUUUGAUGCGGCUGAUAGACUGAUCACUUCUGAAGUGCCAGCAGAAACUGAAAUGACAGCAGCCAAAACAGCUUUGAAAGAGAAUUAUAGCAGUGAUGAAGCUAUCCCAAGCCAUACGAAUGAAUCCAAGGAGUACAGUACCUGUAACUACAGCCUUACAAAAGAGAAGAAAAAGGACAAUCGAAGUGAUGGAGAGAGACAGAAGUUUAGCAAAAACCUGAGGAAGCGACGCUCUUUUGUGCAAACACACUACACUUCAUAUGUUACAUUUCCUAUAACCCCUGAGUCACCUGAUGGUACUGAUCAUCUGUGCUGUUAUGAAAAAGAGGCAUUUUCUACAGCAGUUCCCCAGGCUUCUGUUAUGCCAUGUCUAAACCAUUGUGAGAGUGAACAGCAGCACCUAGAACUGAAGUCAGUCAGCCAAAAUAAUCUCCCUCAAAUGACUUUCAGUAAGACUAUCUCAUCUAAUUUAAUGGAGAUGGAACCUGAUACAAUGGAAACCAAAUCAUUAGUGGAUUCACUGAUUGCAGUUUCUCCUGUAUCUGCCAUUCGUUAUAGGGGUGAUCCUGAAGGAAAAGAGCAAACAGAAAUGCAAAAUGAUAUUGGUCAUUGUUCCUACAGUGACAGCAGAGUCAUCAGUCCUGGUACAGUUGUCACUGAGGGACAUGCAACCAUUCAAAUGAUAGAGCCAUCACUAAUCACCCCAAAACAUAAUGGAAGUCACUCGUCCUGCUUUAUUCCUGAAUGUACACCUGAUACUGAUAAUGGUGCUGUGCUUUCUGCAGAAAAAAAUGAAAUGACAGACAUAAUUAAAAUGUCAGACACUGUGGGUACUGAGGGACAAAGAGAAAUGAUGGCCAACAACUUGCCACAAAAUAAUGAACACAGAGAAGAUGUAAACCUCUUCUCAGAAUCACCGUACAUGUACUUAGAAAGCUUGCCUUUGAAUAAGAUGGAAGCAGAAAAUGGAGGAUGUACUAAAAGCAAUGAUGAAAGGUUUGAACCAAAGCAUAUGCUCCUUAAUGAGCCUACUAAAUCAAGCACAGGGGAAACUACUAAAACAGGAAAUAAUCUUAUAGCAUAUAAAGAAAAAAGACACUGGACCCAAAAAGUAGUGCCAGCAAAAAAGGAGAAAGAAAAAUUUCUUGGAUUUUCUAGUGCUACAGGACUGCUUCUUAACUUUAAUGGCACAUCUGGUGUGAUAACUCGUCUGACUAUGUCAACAUUGAGAACAAAACUCCAGAAACUACCAUCAUAUUUGUCAAAAUCUUGUGAUACCAUCGCUCUGAGUGGUCCCAGUGAUAGAAUCAGCACACCUCAUGCAGAAGAACAGUCUUGCAGCUCCAUUAAAGAUACUUCAUCAACAGGGGAACAAACUUUAAGGGAAGCAGGCUCUUCAUCAGUGUAUGGAGUGAAUUACCGACUUCAGCAAACCCUUGCUGAUGACCAGUGUAUAACUGAUCAGUUCACUGUUAAUGACCAAGCUACAGGAAUGGAUGAAGGUGAAUCAGGUGAAACAUUUUAUAAAUUUCAUUCCCUGUAUAAAACCUCUAAGGUCAGAGAUUUGCAUGAAGAAGCUGCCGCUUUCUCACAACAGUUAGAAAAUCUGGCAAACUGUGCCAAUGAUCUAAGAGUUCCAUUAAAUGAGGACGAUGGCACAGAUGGCUCCCUGGGUGUUACAAAUGUUAAGGAUGCAUUCUUAGCAACAGCUGGGACUGACAGCUGCAGCUGUAAACUAAUGUAUGGUAAUUGCUUUAGUGGAGUAGACACUACAGUUGAUGAUGAAAAUAUUGACUCAGAACAAACAAGUACGUCUUCAUUGCCGUUGACCACACCUCCUUCCUCAGGGAGUUUACGAUCUGUAGAGAUAAACCCCUUUAAAGAUUCGCUGACUUCCACUGUGAUAGAAGAUUCUGAACAAACUACAGGUGAAGAUCUCACACUUCUUAGUUUAGCUGACCAGAUUGAUGCCCUUCAUCAGCUGAAAAGUCAAGUUUCACACAGACCCACAGGAUUCGUCUUGCUGCAAGAGUAUGCAAAUGAAUUGCACUCCGUACUGGAGCAGUUUCCUGGAAGCAAAGGGCAGCACCUAAAAGAGCAGUGUGCUGUGCUUUUUUCUGAGAAUAGAAGUAUACUGUGUACAGAGUCCCGCAAGUUGAUGACCAGUUGUCAGAAGGUCAUUAGAUCAGAGCAGCCUUCUGAAGAAAUGUUAACUGCAGUACAGGUGAGCUUCUGUAAUUUCAUCCAGCUGACUGAAAUCUGUUUCCAAUUCACAAGCUGCAUGCGCUGUAAAAAGAGGCACUUGGAUGUUGUUAGCAAUUUAAAGGACAUCUUGCUCACCUAUAAGGAGUUCAUCCAGGCUGCUGAGAAAGCUUGCGGAAGAAGUUACAGUGACCUGAGCAUUAAACUGUUGGCAAGACAAUGUACUGCACUCACUGCUGGACUGUUUUGCUUAACACAACUCUUUCGAACAGUCACACCACUCUAAAAACAAUAAUAUUCACCUGUGUUUGAUCAUACUGGGCUGUGCUAUAUUUCCACCAUGCAUGAACUGCUUUUUUGAUAUUUAAAAUGAUUAUUUUGCAUGACAGUUAUUUUUAUUUCACUCACAAUGGUUUUCCAUUUAAGGUUUUAAAUGCAGUAAUUAGCCUUGCAUUCAGGAUUCCACACUGUUGCAUAUGCUUGAGAGUAUAAAUAUAGCAAGGAUUACAGCAUUUCCAGAUCAUAUGCACAAUUCAAAUAAGAAUAUAUAUUGUAUAUUUAUGGUUAAGCCCGUUCAAAAUCAGCCACUGUAAUUCUGUGCUUAGGCUGCAUUGUCUGUUUCAUGAAAGAAAGUAGUAGCUUUCACAUAAAAAGGCAGUGAAUAAUAAGUUAAACACUUGGAUAAGGAUUUAUCCUUAAAAUAAGGCAGACAUGUCAGUCAUUCCAUUCACUACAGAGAAUAAAAAGAGCUGGGAUGUCCGUGUG
Molecule: messenger RNA, 5321 nt
Organism: Protopterus annectens (West African lungfish)
Lineage: Eukaryota; Metazoa; Chordata; Ceratodontiformes; Protopteridae
Gene: FRMPD1
Product: FERM and PDZ domain containing 1
Exons: 15
Coding region: 1-4842 (1613 amino acids)
Cellular component (GO): cytoskeleton
Molecular function (GO): protein binding
Source: RefSeq, a predicted model, not a curated record